ACCUGCCAAUGACAAUUAUGUAUCCUUAAGCUGAGUAUAUAUUGAUUCGUAGUAUGGAGACUUGCCAUGGGAAAAUGGAUAGUCUUACUGCUGUAAUUAGCUCUCAAUUCUGCGUUCCAGGCAACCUUCAUCUAACCAUUGUUCGAAAGCCGACGGGCUUCAUAAAAGGAAAAUUUAAGGUCACCGAUGAUAAAGGCAACUACGUUUUCAACGUGAAAGAGAAAAUGUUGAGUAUUCAUGGCCGCCUUCUCCUCCUCGACUCUGGAAGCAAUCCCAUUGUCACUUUCAAGAAAAAGAUCCUAAGUACUCGCAGAAGAUGGCAAGUUUUCAGGGGAGGUAGCUCAGACUAUGUUGAUCUAAUCUUCACCACCAAAAAUUCUUCGCUUGUCCAGUUCAAGAUUGAGUUAGACGUAUUUUUAGCCGGCAACGAGGGAAACAAUUCUUGGGAUUUCAAAGUGGUUGGCAACUGGGAUGAGAGGUCAUGCAUCGUGUACGAUAAGGAUUCUACACCCGUUGCACAGAUUCAGAAGAAGCAUACAUUUGGGGGCAUUGUGCUUGGGAAGGACACUCUCAAUGUGACUGUUUAUCCUCAGGUUGAUUAUGCCUUUAUAGUUGCCCUCAUUGUCAUACUUUAUGAAAUCAAACAGGAUACAGAAUAUUGAUGCCCGUAAACCACAUUGGCUGUACUACUUAUAUUAUUUAUAAGAAGAAAAAAAUUUAAGUACCGUUCCAAAUUCCGUAUGCCAAACUAAUUUGAAUGAACGCGUUGGGCCCCAUAUUUGUCAUAUAUGUUACCGUUUAUUUACACUAUUUUGGGCUCUACUCAGAAAUCACAACCUUGACUUGUUCAGGCUAUGCUAAUAUCUCCAGGCCAUCAGAAUACUUAUCGAUACUACUUAACAAUGGCAAUGCUUGAUCAGCUAAACUCCCCUUUUUUUUUCUUUUUGGUGAUCAUUUUAUCAGGAAUCUCCACAAAUACUUUGUGAGAAAGUUUUAUAUAUUCCCUGAUAAAAUAGAUAUAUAAAGAUAUGAAAGCACGAAUAAAUGCCCUUCAGAACACUUAGGCCAAGAUGCCAUGUGCAUGCACGGUCCCCACAGACAAAUUGACUAUUAGCUUUGAAUAUUAGAGGCUUAUCCUGAAAGUUAUAUCAACUUGUGUUUACUUUUCAAACAAGAACGGCGGAAUGAUUCCAGGUACAAGCAGAUCAACGCGUCCUGCUACUCCAAGCACCACACCAACAUGACAAACAGAGUUGACCGC
Molecule: messenger RNA, 1261 nt
Organism: Sesamum indicum (sesame)
Lineage: Eukaryota; Viridiplantae; Streptophyta; Magnoliopsida; Lamiales; Pedaliaceae
Product: protein LURP-one-related 15
Source: RefSeq, a predicted model, not a curated record